This is a messenger RNA of Cajanus cajan (pigeon pea), 2309 nucleotides long. RefSeq lists its product as uncharacterized. The record is from RefSeq and is a predicted model, not a curated record. Lineage: Eukaryota; Viridiplantae; Streptophyta; Magnoliopsida; Fabales; Fabaceae. Gene Ontology annotation, molecular function: protein binding.
AUUAAAAUUUGUUAAAAAAGGGGAAGGAAUAGAGAGAAGUUUGGGACCUGGAGCCUGGAGCGAGAAAAGAGGAGGAAACAAUGGGCGAGGUAUCUGAAACCAUGACGAAGAGGAAGAAGAAGGGACGCCCCUCCCUUUUGGAUCUUCAAAAGCGAUCUCUCAGAAAGCAACAGCGACAAAACCCCAAUUCCCAACCCAACACCAACGUCGACCACGACCACGACCACGACGACGACGACGACGAGCGCAAGGAGAAGAAGCACAAGCUCUUGGUCGGUCUCAAUUCCCAUCUCCACCACCCAACAUUACUGCCCAAUUUCCACCCCUUCAAUUCCGAUCCCAAGAGGCGCAGAAUUGACCCUCUCCACCAAACGGAUGAGAAGGUUCCGAAAGCGACUGACAGUAAACAUGGUUCGCAGGGUGAGUCCGGUCCCACUACACCUUUGCCAGACAAAAAGCUCUUGCUGUUUAUCCUUGACAGGCUUCAAAAAAAGGACACACAUGGGGUGUUUUCUGAGCCCGUGGAUCCAGAAGAGCUUCCUGAUUAUCACGACAUCAUUAAACAACCGAUGGAUUUUGGAACUGUGAGGAAGAAAUUGGAUGGGGGGCUAUAUGCGGACUUAGAACAAUUUGAGAAAGAUGUGUUCUUGAUAUGCUCGAAUGCAAUGCAAUAUAAUUCAGCAGAUACCAUUUACCACCGACAGGCCCGAGCCAUGCAAGAGAUAGCAAGGAAGGACUUUGAGAAUCUGAGACAAGAUAGUGAUGAUAGUGAACCACAGCCCAAAAUUGUGCAGAGAGGAAGGCCACCAGGCAAGCAAACAAGAAAGUCACUAGGUAUGCCUCCUUCUGAGCGAGUUGGUCCCGAGUCUUCUUCUGAUGCAACUCUUGCUUCUGGAGGGGAUAUUGCUAGUGGCUCCAAUGGUUAUAAUCUAAGGAAAGUGCCAAGCAAAUUUCAGCCUACAGAUUCAUCUGCCAGGGUCUACAACAGCACUUUUAAUAGUGGAGGGUAUGCUGGCUGGUCCGAUUGGGAGAAUGAAUUUCCAGCUUCUGUUGUAAAAGCUGUAUUGAGAUAUGGAAAGAAGCAGUUUGUUGUUGAUGAGACCAGGCGUGAUACUUAUAAAAAUCCCAUGACUUCAGGAAAUGAACGACCGGUGCUGACCACAGUUGAAGAUGAAUUCAAGCAACUUCUUGCAGUAGGUGUACACAUGAAGCAUAGCUAUGCAAGAAGUCUGGCUAAUUUUGCUGCAGAUCUUGGUCCUGUUGUCUGGAAGAUUGCUGCAAGUAAAAUCAGCAGUGUUUUGCCGACAGGACAUGAAUUUGGUCCUGGAUGGGUUAGUGAAGAUGACGUGUCACAGAUGCAACACUUGCCAGUUUGUGAUGAGGGUAGAACUUCAGACCCUCCUGUACCAGAGGAUUAUAGAAGUAGAUUUUCCUCACCUUCUGGAUCGUUCCCCCUUGCAAAUAGAUCAUCAUGCUUGCAAAGUGGAGACAUGGUUAUGAAUAACAACCAAAAUGAGUUGAAUCCAGUAAUCAGCAUUGGUGAUGGGUCUGAAACUACGACACCUGUGAGGAUUCAACAGGAAUCCAUGGCACACUCUGAUGAUUUCAGUUCACAUGAUCGGUUAGGUUCUAACUUUUCAUCCCAAAUGAAGAUGGUAAGACUUGCUGACCUAACUGGGUCUCCGAGUACUGGGGGGGUUGUUCCUCAAAUGUUUGACAUGGAUCCCAUAGGCAGCCGCAUUGCGCAUACAAAUAUGAAUUCAUCUUUUAAGGGCCAACACUUCAGCAAAUCAAGUCAACUAGAUUCUGGUAAUUUAUUGGCUCGGGAAUCUGGAUUUGAGCCACGAAGUUGGGCUCAAGGGCCUGCUGGAAAAUCAUCUUGGCAGGGAUUGGAUGUUCCCACUAAACAGAAUUCUUUUGCACUUGCUAAUGACCUCAAUGGAAAGAUUGGAACAACAAAUUCACCUAGUUCCAACGUGGAGGCUGGUUCCCAGUUGCAGCCCAAUUUGGCAUUACAGCUAUGAUGAUACAUUAUUCUUUGGAUUGAAUCCUCUCAUUGCUUACUAACAUGAUAAUGUCAUGUUAUAGGAAAGAAAAGACACAAUUUAAUGGACCUUUUUUUUUUUUAAUUUUAUUUCUGAAGCAUUUAGAAGCAGCCUUUACUUCUGAAUUUUUGCUUUUGACAUAAUGGAGGUUGGCCAUACCAGUAAGUAUACAGUUAAAUUGGUAUCGGUCGAGUCUUUAUGACAUACAUGUGAUUCAGACGCUAAAUGUUCAAUAUUUCUCAUUUACCAUACUGUUCUGGAUAA